Messenger RNA from Elephantulus edwardii (Cape elephant shrew), 1770 nucleotides. RefSeq names its product phenylalanyl-tRNA synthetase, beta subunit (gene FARSB). The coding region runs from base 1 to 1770 and encodes 589 amino acids. Gene Ontology annotation, biological process: phenylalanyl-tRNA aminoacylation. NCBI's taxonomy places the organism in Eukaryota, Metazoa, Chordata, Mammalia, Macroscelidea, Macroscelididae. Gene Ontology annotation, cellular component: cytoplasm; phenylalanine-tRNA ligase complex. The transcript is spliced from 16 exons. Gene Ontology annotation, molecular function: RNA binding; phenylalanine-tRNA ligase activity; magnesium ion binding. The record is from RefSeq and is a predicted model, not a curated record.
AUGCCGACUGUCAGCGUGAAGCGCGAUCUGCUCUUUCAAGCUCUGGGUCGCACCUACACUGAUGAAGAAUUUGAUGAACUUUGUUUUGAAUUUGGCUUGGAACUUGAUGAAAUUACUUCAGAGAAGGAGCUUAUAAGUAAGGAACAAGGCAAUGAAAAGGCAUCCGGGGCCUCUGAUGUUGUUCUUUACAAAAUCGACGUGCCUGCCAAUCGCUAUGAUCUCCUGUGUCUGGAAGGAUUGGUCCGAGGACUUCAGGUCUUCAAAGAAAGGAUAAAGGCUCCAGUAUAUAAACGGGUAACACCGAAUGGAGAAAUGCACAGAUUGACCGUGACAGAAGAGACAGACAAAAUACGCCCUUACGCGGUAGCAGCCGUUCUCCGCAACAUAAAGUUUACAAAAGAUCGCUAUGACAGCUUCAUUGAUCUUCAGGAGAAAUUACACCAGAACAUUUGCAGAAAAAGAUCGUUGGUCGCCAUUGGCACUCAUGAUCUGGACACGUUAUCAGGACCAUUCACAUACACCGCAAAGCGUCCUUCAGAUAUCAAGUUCAAGCCUCUGAAUAAGACCAAGGAGUACACAGCUUGUGAACUUAUGAAGCUCUACAAGACUGACAACAACCUUAAACAUUACUUACCUAUCAUUGAAAAUAAACCUCUCUACCCAGUCAUCUAUGAUAGCAAUGGUGUUGUCCUGUCAAUGCCUCCGAUCAUCAAUGGAGAUCAUACCAAGAUAACACUAAAGACUAGAAACGUAUUUAUUGAAUGCACAGGAACUGACUUUACUAAGGCAAAAAUCGUCCUUGAUAUUCUUGUCACCAUGUUCAGUGAAUACUGUGAGAAUCAGUUUACAGUUGAGGCAGCUGAGGUCAUUUAUCCUAAUGGGAAAUCACAUACUUUUCCAGAAUUGGUUUACCGGAAGGAGAUUGUGAGAGCUGAUCUCAUUAACAAAAAAGUUGGAAUCAGAGAAACUCCAGAAAAUCUUGCAAAACUUCUGACCAGGAUGUGUUUAAAAUCAGAAGUCAUAGGCGAUGGCCAUCAGAUAGAGGUUGAAGUCCCUCCCACCCGCGCUGACAUCAUGCAUGCCUGUGAUAUUAUAGAAGAUGCGGCUAUUGCUUAUGGCUAUAACAACAUUCAGAUGCAUCUCCCCAAAACAUACUCCAUAGCGAGUCAAUUUCCUCUUAAUAAGCUGACCGAACUUCUCAGGCAUGACAUGGCAGCAGCUGGGUUCACUGAGGCGCUUACCUUUGCCCUGUGCUCCCAAGAAGAUAUUGCUGAUAAACUUGGUUUGGAUAUUUCUGCAACCAAGGCCGUCCAUAUAAGCAAUCCUAAAACAGCUGAAUUUCAGGUGGCACGCACUACCCUUCUUCCCGGCCUCCUGAAGACCAUAGCUGCAAACCGCAAGAUGCCCCUGCCUCUGAAACUGUUUGAAAUUUCGGACAUUGUGGUGAAAGAUUCUAGCAAAGAUGUUGGUGCGAGAAACUACAGGCAUCUCUGUGCUGUGUACUACGGCAAGAGCCCUGGGUUUGAGAUCAUCCACGGGCUGCUGGACAGAGUCAUGCAGCUGCUCGACGUGCCUCCCGGUGAGAAGAAGGGGGGCUAUGUGAUCAAAGCUUCUGAAGGCUCUGCUUUCUUCCCGGGGCGAUGUGCCGAGGUCUUUGUCCGGGGUCAGAGCGUCGGCAAGCUCGGGGUCCUGCAUCCUGACGUCAUCACCAAGUUUGAGCUGACCAUUCCCUGCUCCUCCCUGGAAAUCAAUAUCGAGCCCUUUUUGUGA